This is a messenger RNA of Caenorhabditis remanei, 576 nucleotides long. RefSeq lists its product as uncharacterized. Gene Ontology annotation, molecular function: GTP binding; GTPase activity. Lineage: Eukaryota; Metazoa; Nematoda; Chromadorea; Rhabditida; Rhabditidae. The transcript is spliced from 4 exons. Gene Ontology annotation, biological process: small GTPase-mediated signal transduction. The coding region runs from base 1 to 576 and encodes 191 amino acids. The record is from RefSeq and is a predicted model, not a curated record.
AUGCAGACGAUCAAAUGCGUUGUCGUCGGUGAUGGAGCUGUCGGUAAGACGUGUCUCCUCAUCAGUUACACAACGAAUAAGUUCCCAUCCGAGUAUGUGCCGACUGUCUUUGACAACUACGCCGUCACUGUGAUGAUUGGCGGUGAACCAUACACUCUAGGAUUGUUUGAUACCGCUGGACAAGAAGAUUAUGAUCGGUUAAGGCCGCUCUCUUACCCACAGACAGAUGUCUUCCUCGUUUGCUUCUCGGUCGUAGCCCCAGCUUCGUUCGAAAACGUUAGGGAAAAAUGGGUACCAGAAAUCUCGCAUCACUGCUCAAAGACGCCUUUCCUCCUUGUUGGAACCCAAGUUGAUUUGAGAGACGAUCCAGGAAUGCUUGAGAAGCUUGCAAAGAACAAGCAAAAGCCAGUGUCCACAGAUGUCGGAGAGAAGUUGGCCAAGGAAUUGAAGGCUGUGAAAUACGUCGAGUGCUCAGCAUUGACGCAGAAGGGUCUGAAAAACGUGUUCGACGAGGCCAUUCUUGCCGCUCUUGACCCACCACAACAGGAGAAAAAGAAGAAGUGCACCAUCCUCUAG